Messenger RNA from Neoarius graeffei (lesser salmon catfish), 7349 nucleotides. It is a transcript of the gene cluha, whose product is annotated as clustered mitochondria (cluA/CLU1) homolog a. The record is from RefSeq and is a predicted model, not a curated record. Gene Ontology annotation, biological process: intracellular distribution of mitochondria. Lineage: Eukaryota; Metazoa; Chordata; Actinopteri; Siluriformes; Ariidae. The transcript is spliced from 27 exons. The coding region runs from base 228 to 4424 and encodes 1398 amino acids. Gene Ontology annotation, cellular component: cytoplasm. Gene Ontology annotation, molecular function: mRNA binding; protein binding.
CAAAGGCAGAGAGGUCAAGAGGAGGAGAAAGCACGUGGGUCGGUCAGCUAGUACCCGGGGAACUGUCCUUCUUCUGCUUCUAUCUGAUGUGAGCGUGUUGAUGUGUCUGCAUGUAGCUGGCUCACUUCUCUGAUCAGGCAUCACCAUUUAUACACGUUCACACACUUGACACAACAAAGCACCGGAUUUCUUGUUGCUCAGGUUGGUUGUUUGUGGAAAAUUACAUCAUGGUGAGCAAAACAGAUGAGAUGCCAACAUCAGUGUCAAACUGCGCCUCGGUGGAGCUUCCUCAGGAAGGACAGAGCAGCCAGAAGAACCUGAAGGAGUGUUGUCCAUGCGCACACAGUGCAUCUACAGCAGUAAUGAACGGUGACGGAGGACAUGACCGGUCCGAGGACACGGAGAACAAGCAGGACGGCAGCACUGAUCCUGACGCCAGUGACGACUCCAAUGAGCAGGAAGUGAUUGUGAUUCAGGACACUGGCUUCACUGUGAAGAUUCAGGCGCCAGGCAUCGAGCCUUUUGACUUGCAGGUGUCUCCACAGGAAAUGGUGCAGGAGAUCCAUCAAGUACUUAUGGACCGUGAAGACACCUGCCAUCGCACUUGUUUUUCUCUGCAGCUCGACGGCAACGUGCUGGACAACUUUGCCGAGCUGAAGUCCAUCGAGGGCCUUCAGGAGGGAUCCCUGCUCAAAGUGGUGGAAGAGCCUUACACAGUACGCGAGGCUCGCAUUCAUGUUCGUCAUAUAAGAGACCUGUUAAAGAGUCUGGAUCCCUCGGAUGCUUACAAUGGAGUAGACUGCAACUCUCUGUCCUUCCUCAGCGUCUUCACAGAUGGAGAUCUUGGAGAUAGUGGCAAGCGUAAAAAGAAGGGCAGCGAGCUGGAACAGAUUGACUGUACGCCUCCUGAACACAUCCUGCCCGGCAGCAAAGAGCGCCCCCUUGUCCCCCUCCAGCCACAGAACAAAGACUGGAAGCCACUUCAGUGCCUCAAGGUCCUCACAAUGAGUGGCUGGAACCCGCCACCUGGCAACAGGAAGAUGCACGGAGACCUCAUGUACCUGUACAUUGUGACUGUAGAAGAGCGGCACGUCAGCAUCACUGCCUCCACACGCGGAUUCUACCUCAACCAGUCCACCACCUACAAUUUCAACCCCAAGCCUGCCAACCCCAGCUUUCUGAGCCACUCUCUGGUGGAACUGCUGAGUCAGAUCAGCCCAGCUUUUAAGAAGAAUUUCACCACCCUGCAGAAGAAAAGAGUCCAAAGACAUCCAUUUGAGAGAAUAGCUACACCGUUCCAGGUGUACAACUGGACUGCUCCUCAGAUUGAUCAUGCCAUGGACUGUGUGAGGGCAGAGGAUGCCUACACCUCCCGUUUGGGAUAUGAGGAACACAUACCUGGCCAGACCAGAGACUGGAAUGAAGAACUGCAGACAACAAGAGAGCUCUCGCGUAAGAACCUGCCAGAGCGUUUGCUGAGAGAGAGGGCCAUUUUCAAAGUUCAUAGUGACUUCGCUGCAGCAGCUACUCGCGGUGCCAUGGCUGUAAUUGACGGGAACGUGAUGGCCAUCAAUCCCGGUGAGGAGACGCGUAUGCAGAUGUUCAUCUGGAACAAUAUCUUCUUCAGCUUGGGUUUUGAUGUCCGUGAUCACUACAAAGAGCUUGGAGGAGACGCCGCAGCACACACCGCCCCCACCAACGACCUGAAUGGAGUGAGAGCGUAUGGUGCAGUUGAUGUGGAGGGGCUGUACACACUGGGUACCGUGGUUGUAGACUACAGGGGCUACCGUGUGACCGCCCAGUCCAUCAUCCCUGGCAUCCUGGAGCGCGAACAAGAGCAGAGCGUCAUCUAUGGCUCCAUUGAUUUUGGAAAGACUGUGGUGUCUCACCCCAAGUACCUGGAGCUGCUUGAGAAGACGAGCCGGCCUCUGAAGGUGCAGAGUCAUGCUGUUCUCAAUGAGAAGGACAUGACCGUGGAGCUCUGCUCGUCUGUCGAGUGCAAGGGGAUCAUCGGCAACGACGGGCGCCACUACAUCCUGGACCUGCUACGCACUUUUCCUCCUGACCUCAACUUUCUGCCAGUGGAAGGGGAGGAGCUAAACCCCGAGAGCCAGAAGCAGGGCUUCCCUCGACAGCAUCGUCACCGCCUGGCCUGUCUGCGCCAGGAACUCAUUGAGGCAUUCGUAGAGCACAGGUAUCUCCUUUUCAUGAAGAUGGCAGCGCUCCAGCUGAUGCAGCACAAAGCCAGUAAAGACAGCAAGCUUGCAGCCUUGCCUGAGAACGCGACAGCCGAAGCUGAGAGGCAGCCAGCGUCGACUCCAGAAGCCUCAGAGAACACCACUGAAACUGCAGCACCAACCUCUGUCUCUCCAACUUCCUCCGAAUCCACGCAGACGCCUGAAACAGCCGAGCACCAGCAGGCCACGCCUACAGAAAACUCUGCAGUAACCACUAAUGGUACCGUCUCAUUGGGUGCUGAUGAAAACACAGGUCAAGAGAGCCACAAUGGAGGCUGUGACAGUCCUCUGGAGGGUAAGGAGGCCCUUGAAACUAUACCAGGAUUAGCUCAGGCUAAAGAGCUGGCUGAAUCUUUAGCAGCAGAAGAUGGAUCUGGGAUUGACCCGAAAAGCCGGGAGGUCGUCCUCAACGCCUGCAAAGCGGUGGGCUCCAUCAGCAACACUUCCUUUGACAUUCGCUUCAACCCAGACAUCUUCUCCCCGGGAGUGCGUUUCCCAGAAGAGAGUGCUGACGACAUCCAAAAGCAGAAGCAGCUGCUCAAAGAUGCAGCAUCCUUCCUGGUGUCUUGUCAGAUCCCGUCUUUGAUAAAAGACUGUUUAGACCAUACUGCCCUGCCAAUGGAUGGCACCACAUUGACCGAGGCCCUCCAUCAGCGUGGCAUCAACGUGCGCUAUCUUGGCAACGUGUUGGAGUUUGUGGACAAGAUGCCUGCAAAAUCACAGCUUGAUCAUUUCUAUAGAAUAGGAAUCACUGAACUGAUCACAAGAUGCACCAAACAUAUCUUUAAAACCUACCUCCAGGGCGUUGAGCUUUCAGCCCUGUCUGCUGCAGUGAGCCACUUCCUGAACUGCUUCCUGAGCUCUUUCCCAGACGCCGUGGCCCACCUGCCUGCAGACGAGCUGGUCUCGCGCAAGAAAAAUAAGAAGAGACGGAACAGGGUGCCUGGAGGAGGAGAUAACACGGCCUGGGCCAGCCUGACCCCCAGCGAACUGUGGAAGAACAUCAGCACCGAGGCUCGCACUUAUUACCACUUUGCUCUACAGAGUGAGGGUGUGGACCAGGCGGUAGAGAAAUACGGCCUGCAGAAAAUCACCCUCCUGAGGGAAAUCUCCAUCAAAGCUGGCAUCCAGAUCCUGAUAAAGGAGUACAACUUCGACAGCCGUCACAAGCCGGCUUUCACGGAGGAAGACAUUCUGAACAUCUUCCCAGUCGUAAAGCACGUCAACCCUAAAGCCUCCGAUGCCUUUCAUUUCUUCCAGAGCGGGCAAGCGAAAGUCCAGCAAGGUUUCCUUAAGGAAGGAUGCGAGCUAAUCAACGAAGCCUUGAACCUCUUCAACAAUGUGUAUGGAGCCAUGCAUGUGGAGAUUUGUGCCUGUCUGCGCCUUCUGGCUCGCCUCAAUUACAUCAUAGGAGACCACCCUGAGGCCCUCAGUAAUCAGCAGAAAGCUGUUCUGAUGAGUGAGAGAGUGCUGGGUAUUGAGCAUCCGAACACCAUUCAAGAAUAUAUACACUUGGCUCUGUACUGCUUUGCUAAUGGCCAGCUGUCCACGGCACUGAAGCUGCUGUACCGCGCUCGCUAUCUCAUGCUGUUAGUGUGUGGAGAGGACCAUCCGGAGAUGGCUCUGCUAGAUAGCAAUAUCGGUCUGGUGCUCCAUGGAGUGAUGGAGUAUGACCUCUCGCUGCGCUUCCUAGAAAAUGCCUUGGCCAUCAACUCCAAAUACCAUGGACCCCGAUCCCUUAAAGUUGCCUUCAGUCACCACCUUGUGGCCCGGGUGUAUGAAAGCAAGGCUGAAUUCCGUUCAGCUCUGCAGCACGAGAAAGAGGGAUACACCAUUUACAAGAACCAGGUUGGUGAAGCUCAUGAAAAGACCAAGGAGAGUUCAGAGUACCUGAAGUACCUCACCCAACAGGCUGUGGCCCUACAGAGAACCAUGAAUGAGAUCUACAAGAAUGGCUCCAAUGCUAGCAUCAUGCCUCUCAAAUUCACGGCUCCAAACAUGGCCAGUGUCCUGGAGCAGCUCAAUAUUAUUAAUGGAAUCAUCUUUAUUCCUCUCAGCCAAAAGGACUUGGAGACCCUGAAGGCAGAAGUUCAGCGCCGGCAGCAACUACAAGACUCUGGGAAGAGUGAGGAACAUCAGGAGAACGGUCAGCUAGCACUGGACGACAAACUUCCCGUCGAUGAUUAAUCCCACACAUGCAUACCCUAUAGCAGGGAAGGCCAUGACGCAACAGUCAUCUGCUUGAACCUGUAGAACUGAGAACUAAAGCUGUGUAAUUUAAAUGAGUAUAUUUGAGCUUAAAGCGGAGGGAACAGAGAGAAAUGGACAGCAAAUGGUACAGUGAAAAGCAGUCAUGAAAAGUACGGAGCAAGUGUUUAAUGUGGGCAGGCAGAGGGCCAGACUGAGGCUGUCUUGUGGUUACGGUUUCCCUACCAGUUUAUCUGAAGCUGGUGACCAAGAAUGACCAUGAAGUUGUAUGCUAGCGCCUUAUCUAUCCAUCCAUCCAUCCGUCCAUUUUCACGUUUCGCAAUCCAUCCAUCCAUCCAUCCUUCCUUCCGAAUCCUCAUGACCUCGUCUCCUUUUCCUCUUUAGGGGUUUAGGAGUCCAGGCCCUAAACUCAGUGUGAGCUUCAUAGACGUGAAGCUCAACACCACCACUUUCACCCACUACUCUCUGCAAACUCAGGUGAUUUCUACGCUGCCCUAGAUGAGGGUGGAAACAAAAUUCAGAAAGAUGCACAAGAAACCAGAUGAAGGCUUCAGAAUGUACACACUAUGAGCUUUCAAAGACCACUUACAUAUAAUGGUCCUGUUAUGUCCCGUACCAUUAACGUACCAAGUGGUGGCUGCUGUGUCUUCACGACUUUUACAGAUGUGUUCUCAUCGAAAGCUGUUCAGAUUGAUUACAGAUGUUCUGUAAAAAAUUAGCCUGAUCUUUUCUUUUUGUAAAGGUGGGGGUGGGGGGGAGAGAUUAAAGCCAUUUUAUAUUCAUCAAACCAUUUAAUUUAAGUUUUGUCUGUUUUCUAGAGAUAUAUUCAAAAGAUGUGUAUAUGUCUGUGAGGUGUGACAAACUUGAUCGAAAUGCAGGUUCGAAAGGUUCAACUUAAAUUUGAUCAUUUGAAUCUUUGUCUUUUCGUGUGUGUGUGUGUGUGUGUUAUACUAGUGCAGAGAUCUUGAGAGAAUGCUUCGACAGCAGCAGCUGCUGUCACAAAAUCAUUCUAAUCAUAUUUUUCUACAUAUACGUAUAAACAUGGGAUGACUAGUGAAAACUUGAAUAAUGGAGGAACAUGCAGUAUUUGGCACUUUAGCAUGUUGAACAAUACCGUUUAAUGUAGUGUAUCUGACAGAUUGGACUUGUUUGACACUGAAACAAGUUUUUCUUCCACUCUUCAUUCAUUUCCAGCACUACAGAAUCCUUUUCUGUAUUCCGUCUUUCCCUUUACCGGUAUUUAGCGCACUUUUCCAAAACUAGCACCAGAAAUGGAUUGAGAGAGGCUGCUUUUGUGUAAUGUACAAAAUAAUAAUAAGAGGACUAAUGCCGUGCUUGCCUGUAUAAAUGCUGUGCGGCUCUCCGUUCCAAAUGCCAAACUUGUUGCUGUGUUAAAUGUACAAGUUUAAAGCAAUUGAAAUGCUGGAACUGACCCUCUAUAUGCUGCUGUAGUCUGCAAUUAGAGGGAAGACAGAUUGCUACACUGAUUGUAUGUGUGUGUGUGUGUGUGUGUGUGGUGUGUUUUUUUUUUUUUUUUUUUUUUCCUUUCCCCUUUAUGCAAAAAUGGGCUUCUUCAAAGAACAGGGAAGGAGUAUUUCACUGUUUUUACUCCUUAUGAACAAAAACUGAGCAAAUCGCCCUGCAAGUGUGACAUUUGGGCCUGUUUUUGCUUUGUGAUGUUACCAGACUGGUACGUGUUCUAUCGUUGUAUGCCUUCCAGAGCGUUAAAAGUCUCGAUUAGACGUACUGUGUUGUUUUUUUGCUGUUGCUUUAACCUUUGUUUGCCUACCAGUGCUUACGAAGGAGCCAGGUUGUACGCAUGCUGGGCUAGUCUCAGGCUGCAGUACUCUUAGUAUCCACCAAGGUGUGUUCUAGUCUAACAAAGGCUCUUUGGUACUCGACUUAAAAUUGACAUUAAACGCAGUUAAUAUUGGAACGUAAAGCAUCACUAAUUUAAACUCUCUGUGAAUGCAAUUCUCAUCAAUUAGAAGUUCAUUAGGCUUGAUGAUUAAAUUUUAAUCUGAGUUUCGUAGUUCUAAAUGGCUGGAAUAUUUAACACAAUUGUUGUAUAUCCCUCCAUAACAGCGGAAAUGUUUAUAAACAUGUUUGAUCGUUGUUGGAUGUAUGCAGAAUAUUAUUGGUGUUUAUCAGUUCAAUUUUUAUUUUUUUUUCCUUUUGCAUUUCAUUGAUAAUUAGUGCAAUAGAAAAUAAUUUGUCAUCUAUAUAUUUAGUUUUUUUUUUUAAUUUAGACAAAGAUGCGAUGCAGUUUACAAAGACAUUUAGUUUUCAAUUGGAACUGUUUUGUCUUUUUAAGGUUUGCUUUUCGAGAUAUUCAGAGUGUUUUCACAGAAGUGAAUGUGUGAAACUUUGCAUAUUAAAAAAAAAAAACUCCUAAUUUAAAAAAAAAACAAAAAUCAUCUGCAGAUUUUUAAUCUGGUGAACACUUAAUUGCACCACACACCUCUCAUUUUGAGAAUAUUCUACAAACACAUCAACAUAAUACAAUCGCCUUCACAAUCGAAGCGUUCUCAAUCCCACCAGUCCUGAUGUAGCUUUCAGAUAUUUGCUUGUAUGAAUAUGAUCUGAUAUUAACUCCAAGUUCAACUAUAAAUCUGAAAAAAAUCAGCCGUCAUUGAAAAAGCCACCAGUGCUGCUUUAAGACACUGUCUGUUAAGUUCACAUCACUGUCACCUGCUGUCUAACUCGCACUCAUAACUCAACCUCUCUGUUGUUCUCGUUUUGGAUCCCUAAACCUUCAGAAUUUGUUCAGACCAUUGUGUGUCUUCUGUUCUUGUUAUUUUUGAUGUGAAAUCUGUCUGUUGUGCUCCAUAAAUAAUAAUCGAAUUAUUUUUGAUCUGAGUAUGCUUUUGUAUUAAAUUAAAUAAAGGAACUAGCAAAUAUGGA